CGUAACGUGUCGAGCAUUAAAGACCGUGCGCUCUCGUUUGUUUGGCGCACUCGUUUUACAUCCCGUAACACUCUCCCACUCUAUUCCUCGCAAAAUACAUUACAAAGUCGAUCGGAAAAUGUUCCUCGCGAGUGUCACUGACUCGCGAUAACGGACCAGCUUGUGUGUGUGAGAGUGAAAACAGACGUGCGCACAGAAAGGGAAGAAAGUAACAAGAAAACCACAGCCGGUGGACAGAGGAGAUACAGCAGCAGCGCGGAAAAACAGUAUUGAACGACCGUUCAAUUCGGACCGAAAGAGAGAGAGAGAGAGAGAGAGAGAGAACUCUUGUCUCUCCGGCGGCUCGGCCACUUUGACGGGUCGGGGUUCGAUCGAUAAACACACGGGGUGCGUGUGUAUAUACCGUUCAGUCUGAACGCGCGUCCGCCGAUUUGGAUAAACCGCGAAUUCGAGAAAGGUGUGCGUGACCAUAUAUUUUCUCGGCUGCCAACAUUUUGUCCUCCAUUUAUCGGACACUAUCACGCCGUUUAGUGUACAGCCUUACGGAAUUCUUCGGAGUGAGGCACGCCAAGAAACGAAUAUGAAGGCAAUGGUGGUGAGUCCGGUGGGAGGUAGGGUACCACCUACCCGGGGUGUUCUGCACAGCGGUCUUGGGAUCAACGGGACCCGACGUGAUCUCGAGGCGGAGGAGGUCGCGGCUUAUUUGACAAAACUGCGCUCCCUGGUCCCAGACAUGCCUAGGAAACGAAAACUCUCGAAGCUCGAGGUGAUCCAAAGGGUGAUCGAGUACAUCUGCGAUCUCCAGACGACAUUGGAAGAGACGAACGAGCCCGGUAGUGGUAUCGUGAAGACGACGACGACGACGACGACGGCCAGGCAGCCCCUUCAACCGUUGCUGAAUGCCGCGACGACCGUGCCCGCGACGUCCACGACGUCGUCGACGACGACGAUGACCGGUCUGGUAGCGGAACGGUGACCUGGCUCGACCUACCAGCUCCAGUAAAAGCUCAGGUCGCUGCGAGCUGACCUCUAUCCGGUUCUAACGUCGAUCGGGACUGUUGUUCGUGUCUACUUCGAGAGUUUUAGAAGAAGGAACUCUCAGAGUCCUCGCAGAGCUAUCGGAUGCGCGCACGGAUUCCCCAAAAGAUUCGUGGGGUGCCCCGACUCGAAUGGGGACCGUUCGAAAAACGAAGACACGCGACAACGCUGGCCACUCUCGCGGCCAGCCGGACUUCUUUCUUCGGGGAAAGAUGUGUGUAAAUACUUGUACAUAAACUCGCCGCAUUCCUCGCACCGACCCUAUCAUUGUAUCACAUCCACUGUUUUUCUGUUCGAUCCUUGUGUAAUCUUACCCGAAUUGUACGAGAGAAUUGAAAGCUUGUUUCUUGUUUUUUUUUUUCGAUAAUGAACCAAACCGAUCCAUUUCUACUUGUGAGAGAAUCAAUUUUCUCUUGUGUUGGAGCAAUACCAGGAUUCUGUAUUAUUUCUAGUUCGGAAUGUGUAUCGUUGACGACUGGUCGAGCAUGAAUAACGAUGGUUCCUCUCGAUCGAAGAAAUUUCUCGUCAUGAUUGGCAAACUUGUUAUGCUAUUUUUCUCGUCUGAUUUCCCGUUAAUAAUCGGAUCACUUAAGGUAAAACGACAGAAUCUGAAAUUAAAUUAGCCACGUUGCGUAGGAGUAAACUCGCUCCGCCCAACCAGUCGUGAAUGGAUCCCCCAUCGUAAUUCUUUCUCGUAGAUUUCGCGCGGAAGAGAAAUGUUUUUAUCGUCGCGUUGACCAGAGACCCUUGUAUUAUGUAGAGUCCCCCGUUGUAGAUAAUAAAAAAGGAUUAUUUGUAUCAUGAUUAUUGAUUACAUUAAUGGCAAUUGUCGAUACUAUAUUAUUAUUAAUAUUAUAUUAUUAUUACUUGGUUAUUAUCAUUGUUAUUGCUUUUCAUAUUAUAAGUUAGAGAUCUCUCUCCGUAACUAUUGUAUAUUCGCGAAGACUGAAAGGCUGUAAAGUGUAAGUAUAUUGUCGCGCGGGCGUGUCACACUCGCGCACACGUGAAAUAAAUGCAAACUGUGUCCACACGAUUA
Messenger RNA from Dufourea novaeangliae, 2074 nucleotides. It is a transcript of the gene emc, whose product is annotated as DNA-binding protein inhibitor ID-1. The transcript has a single exon. The record is from RefSeq and is a predicted model, not a curated record. Gene Ontology annotation, molecular function: transcription regulator activity; protein dimerization activity. Gene Ontology annotation, cellular component: cytoplasm; nucleus. Gene Ontology annotation, biological process: cell differentiation; negative regulation of transcription by RNA polymerase II; circadian regulation of gene expression. The coding region runs from base 581 to 976 and encodes 131 amino acids. Lineage: Eukaryota; Metazoa; Arthropoda; Insecta; Hymenoptera; Halictidae.